UUCAUUUUUUUGAGACAAGUGUGUUACGUAAUAUCAGAAAAAUAUUUUCUUCUUAUUAAAUAGACCGGAACCCAAUUGCUGAUUUACGUUAUUGCCAUCUACAGUUAGGUGAAAUGGCGGAUGCAACAAUCAUUCAACUCAUUUCUCCCACCACUUGUCAGAAUCGUAAUCGAGGGAUGAGUUUUUCACCUUAUCAGUAUUUCUAUUCCAAUCGUUACAUUUUUUACAGAAAAUAUACUUGCAAUGUCGAAUGAAAUACGGACAGCGUGGAGAAAAGUUUAUAAUAUUUCUGACAAGGUCGAAUUCAUCGUUUUAAGGCACAAUGACAAAAGAAAAUAAUUGUUUUGUUAAUUUUUCCGUUAAUAUUAUGACAAAUCGAUCGAGGUUUUUUUAAUUAUAAAAUUUACGUUCGGUAUUUUAUGAAAUAGUGAUAAAACCAGUCAAUUUUGAGUUGAUGAAUUUGUCUGUCUGUUUUAUUUCAUCAUUUCAUGUUGUAUUAUAAUGGAAAUAAUUCAAAAAAGUGUAAAAAAUAUACUCAAAAUAUUAUACAUAAUGAUUAUAAGUGAUAAAAAACGGGAUAUUGAUAGGUUAAUGUAUUUUUUGAAGUAAUAAGAUGAAGUUUUUUUAUAUUUGUUGGAUUUUUGUGUUAAUUUCAUCAGCAUUAAGUGGCGUUAUAUUUCUGAUUGCUGCUUGUGAAAAAAUACCUGGGCCUAUACCAAAUCGCAUAAAACCAGAGGUCAUAGACAAUCGUACUUUGAAUUAUGUUGAUGAAAACGAAGAAGAUCUUUUCAUAACAUUAAGCACUUUAACUCCAAAAAUUCAAUUACGUCUUCAUGAUAAGACUGAACAAAAACAAUAUUUUGAUAAACAAAAUAGUUUAGAAGAAAAAGAAAAUGUUAUAAAAGAAGACGAGAAAGAAGAAAAACAUGGAACAAAAACUCUUAAUACACUUACUGAAAAUUUUACUCAACAACCUAACCUUUCUCAAGGCAUAUCGGAAACUGGUCAAGCAGUAAUAUUAACAUUAAUCGACACACCAUCUGUAGAGCUACAUAGUUUAGCUGAACCUCAUUUCUCUGUCGAUGAUUCCACGCAAAUUUCACCGAGUAAUAUCUCUCAAGCGACAAUAAUCUCGAAUUUCAACAGCGGUAUCUUUACUGAUACGUCCUCAUUACCAUUAUUUAAAUCGCAAUCUAUGACUGUAGUUCAUUUAGGAACUAUUGAUCCCAACGAAACAAGAUCGCAAAAUAUUCAAGAAUCUUUAGAAAAUUCAGCAUCACUUCAAGAUGAUAAAGUUGUGGUGGUUAGAGCUGAACAAAAAACAAUUGAUAGUUUUGCAAACCAACCAGAAAGUUCUAGAGAUUCCGAAACGAGUGAAAAAACGACUAAAAGCAAUGAGGAAGCAAUUAAAUCCGCAGAUCAAGUAUUUUCAACCUCUGGAGAAUUGGGCCAAGGAACGGUCCGAGCUAAACUUGUCUCAGGAAGUUCCGACCCAGCAGCCACGGUCGUUUUGGAUGGUUUUGUAGGUUCUGGUAGUUCCGAAAACCAUGAAGAUAUCCCUUCCUUCAGUGAAUGGGCUCAAAAAAGAUUGGAAGAAGCUGAAAAGGAAAAAUCACAUCCCAAUGCUUCACUACAAAAUUCUGGUACACAAGGUAGAAAUCUUAAUGGGAUGAAAAUUAGAUCAAAAAAUUAUGCAUCAUUUGAAUGUGGUGCUAAAAUAGUUUCUGCUAAUCCUGAAGCUGAAAAUAUACGUAAUGUUUUAGUAACUACGCGUGAUGAAUACAUGCUUAAUACUUGCACAGCAAAAAUUUGGUUCGUUGUUCAACUUUGUGAAGCUAUUCAAGCAAAAAAAAUUGAAAUAGCUAAUUUUGAAUUAUUUAGUUCAGGACCAAAAGAUUUUUCAGUAUUUAUAAGUGAUAGAUUUCCUACACGAGAAUGGAGUCUUGUUGGAAAAUUCACUGCUAAAGAUGAAAGGAAUAUUCAGUCAUUUACACUUCAUCCUUUUCUUUUUGGUAAAUUUAUUAAAAUAGAACUUCAUUCUCAUUAUAACAAAGAACAUUUUUGUCCUAUUUCACUAUUUCGCGCUUACGGUACUAAUGAAUUUGAAGUACUCGAAACGGAAACUGAUAUACAAGAGCCAGUAGAAAACGACUUUUAUGAUGGUGAUGACGAAAUAUUAGAUGAUGAUUACGAAGGUGGAAGUGCAUCAAAAAAUCUAUUUGGAAGUGCUAGAAAUGCAGUAAUCAGCAUCGUCAGAAAAGCAGCUGACAUCUUAGUAAAAAGGCGUGAUUCAAGUGUCAUUAAUAAGACAGAAGUUGAAAUAAAUAAUAGUAAUGAUGAUGAUGCUAAUAAUAAUAAUAAUAAUAAUAAUAAUAAUAAUAAUAAUAAUAAUAAUAAUGAAAAUCAUAACAAUAAUGAUGAUGAUGUUAAUAAUAAUGACGUUAAUGAUGAUAAUAACAAUGAAACGAAACAUUUAUCUGACAAUUGUAUGUCAUUAAAAUAUAACGUUUUGUGCAAUAAUUGUACUAAUGAUGAGUUUGCUAAAGUUUUUCAACUUUUAAGUUGUAGAGCAUCUUAUCUUGAUUCGCUUUUAAAAAUAUCAUUUUUCAGUCAAACUCUUUAUCAAGGUGAAUUAUGUGAAGUACAUGGAAUUAAUUUAACGUCGUCAAUUACUAAAAACACCUUGCCAGUUGAUCGAAAAAAAAUAAAUAAAAAAGUUUCAUCUGUCAAUAAUUUAUCUAAAUCAUUCAUAACUUCAAUUUUCACAAAAGAAUAUAUAAUAGCUCUCUGUAAUGUAAUUGUUGCGAAAGAGAAUCAACUUAGUGUGAAUUUUAUUUUGAAUGGAAAUACAACUCAAUUCACUGUCGCACCAAAUGCCAUAACAUCAGAAAGUGAAGUAUGUGCAUCUGAUUCAACAAACUGUGAAGCUGUCGAAUUUGCAUCUGCUUCUUUUUCGUCUUCGUUCCUUCCAUCGUUUUCUUCAAAAAUUAUAUCAUCUUUUUAUGAUACGUCUAUUAACAGUGAUCCUAAAAUUUCCAGUUCAGUAAACAACAUUAAAAUUAGUGAAACUAUUGAUUCACAAAUAAAACCUACAAAGAUAUUGAAUCGAGAAAAUAUUAAACGACAAUCUUCAGUGCCAGUUUUAGAGCCAAGUAAAGAUUCAUCAAGAGAAAUUGGUCAAGCUGAUGUUGUCACUACACCAUUACCAUUAGUUAAUUCUGCUAGUCCAACUUUGAAAAUGCCAGAUGAACCUUCAUUAUCUGCAACAAUUAUGGCAUCAACUAUUGCAAUGUCAACGUCAGAAAUAUCGCCUGUUAAAUGUGAAGUAAAUAGUAAUAUGGAAUCACUAUUAGUGAAAAAUGUUGGUGAAAGUAAGAAACCUGAGAAAAGUAUGGAAGUUGAAAUAAGAAAAGAUAAAUUAAAAGUAAAUGAUAAAGAUGAUAUAAAAUUAAAUCAUCAAGAUCAGGUAAAUAUUGAUUCAAUUAUAUCUGAUUUAAAAGAUUUAGAAAAUGAUGCAUCAACACAAGGAUCUGGCUCUUCAGGAUCAAUGCAUUCAACUGUUACUUCUACACCGCAACAAAAAGAAUCGGUAUUUUUGAGACUUACAAAUAGAAUUAAAACUUUAGAACGAAAUAUGUCAUUGAGUAGUCAAUAUUUAGAAGAAUUGAGUCGUCGGUAUAAAAAACAAGUUGAAGAAUUACAACGUGCACUUGAACGUACAACUAUUGCUCUACAUGAAGAAGUUAAGAAAGGUGAAGAGAAAGAUUUAAAACAUAGUGAAGAAAUUUCCGUACUCCAAGAACAAAUGUUCAGUUUAAGUCAAACUCUUGAUCAACUUCUGUAUGAUAGAAAUAGUUGGAAAGGUAAAUUAUCAAAUCUUAGUCAGCAAAUUUUAAUGGUUUUGAUUGAGAUUGGUGUUUUGGUAAUAAUCGUUGUAGUCGGUAAAAACUUUAUUUAUCCGACUCUAAAAUUGAAUUAUCAAACUAUGGUUCAUAAAAAAAUUUCAAGACGAAAGAGUGCAGAGUCAGCUACAGUUAAUGUUGCUAAGAAAAAAAGACGUCGACCUAGUGAAAUAGCGUCUCGGGUCAAGGCAACUUAUAGAGACUUAAUGAUUGAUGAAAAAUUAGAAGCCAAAAAGGAAAAAAGAAGUAAAAAGAAGAAAAAUUUUUUAUUAUCAAAUUCAAAAAAAGAUUUAUCCAAACUAGUAUCUUUAGAAAAAUUUUCUUCUACAGAUCAUAUUGAAGAUAUAACUUCAUCACAUUCAAAUGUAUCAAGUACGAAAUCUGAUAGUUGCAGUACUUGGUUAAACCAAUUUUCAACGGAACAUGAUAAUGAUGAUAAUAUUAGUAAUUUGACAAAUAAUCAAGUUACUAUUGAAGAAAUUCAAUCAAUUAAUUCACCAGAAUCACAGAUAGACGAAUUAUUAAAAAAUGAACGCCGAUUAUCUCUAGAUAAUGUAACUAAACAUACUGAUAAUUUUAAAAAUAAUUCUCCAAGAGGCAUAAAAAUUUUAAAAAAUGCUAAACUUCAUUCAUCUUCAUUUAUGAAGACUGCUUUAUGUACACGAAGUAAAAGAGAAAAAUUAAAAAAUAAUGAAUCACAAAGUGCUCAUCAAAUACUUGAUAAUUGGGAAUGGAAUUCUCGAACUUCAGAUAGUUCUAGGUCUGAACAAGAUAGUCCAUUAAAUUUUAAUGUCCUCAUAGAUAGUAUGGAUAUUAAUAAUCAGAAUGGUGAUAUUACUAAUUUUAAUGAACAUAGUAAAAAUAGUGAAAAUGUGACAAGUGAACAUUCUAUUCUAAUACCUGUUAAAAAGGUGAAAAAAGAAGGAAGUAUCAAAAAAAUGGUAAAAAAACUUUUCUGAUGCAGUGUGAGAUUUUGAUUGUAGAUUAAGAACUACUGACAAUUUUUUAAAUAUGAAUGCCAAUGAUAAAAAUAUAUCAGUUUUUUGGUAAUUUUAUAUAGAAAACCAUUUUAAACAAAAUAUGUAUAGGAACGUAUUUAAAGAGUAAAAGAGUGGUGAAAAAUAGGUAGAUUAGGGAAAAAAUUAUAUAAUUAGAUAGGAAUAAAUUUAUUUUAUAAAAGAAUCAAUUACCAAAGUUAGAAAUAAUAUGAGAAUCAUUUGUGCAAAAUAAAUAAAAUGUAACGAAGCAACUUUGAAAUCAAGAAGUAUGAUUAAAAUAAUUGGAGACGAGGAUAGUUUAAAAAUAACUUCCAAUUUUUUUUUUUCACUGUUUUAUAUGUUGUUGUAAAAUUAUAUUUAUUGAAUUUAAAGUUUGAUUUGUAUUAAAUAUGUUUUUAAUAAUACAUAGUUAUGAAUGAAAUUUUCAUAACUUUCAAAGUUUUAUAAGCUAUUUUUCUAUAAAUAAUUGUUACGAUUAAUAAUUAUGUCGUAAAACCUCAAUCCAAUAUAAACCUGUAUUGCUUGUACGAUGCAUUAAAUGAUUUAUUAAUAUUAAUAAUAAUAAUAAUAAUGGAGAAAAAAACAAAACUGAAUUCAUAGUUGUGAAUGAAGAAUUAAUAUAAAUAAAUGAAAUCGUAUGUUAUUGGGUUUUUGUUUAACUUAAAACAUUCUAUGAGUUGAAUUGCAUUUACAUUAAUCUAUGUUAAACAAAUCCUAUGGAAAAUAAUGAAUUAAAUAAUGAGAAACUAUGAAUAAGGAAUUAUAAAAUUGAAGUGUGAAUAAGAAGUAAAAAAAAGUUAUUUAUCAAGUUGCCAGAAAUUGUAAAUAUAAUUGUUAAUAAUUUUAAGUUUGUUUGAAUAUAAUAUUAUUAUAAUAUUUUAUACUUAGGAAUGAAAAAACGAAGCAGUUUUCAGAAACUUAAUUAUCCUAGUCGAUUGUAUUUAUGUAGAUAGAAAUCACAAUUAUUUUAUUUGGUUUUUUUAUAAAUAAAAUAAAUUUGUGAAUAUCCACAACUGGUUCGGAGUCAAUUAUUAAUUUUAAUUGAGUCUUCGAAUAUUUCAAAAAAUCAUUACGUAAUAAUAUUGCACAUUUCUAAAGCUACUGUAAUUAAAAAAUAAGAAUUUGAUGUACUUGCACUGAAGAAUAUUCGUAUGUAAAUAAUUUGUUAUCUAAUUUCUGAUAAUAUUGUUAUUUACUUAAUUGAACUGCUUUGAACUGAGUAGAAAUUUUAGAAAUAAUAGUGGCAACUUGUACAAUAAUGUUUAAAACAAUUUGUUAUAUUACCUACUUAUUGCGUUAUACAAUAGAUGAAAAAUUUUAAUAAAUUAUUUCUGUAAUUAAGAAAAUUAUAAUGAAAUGAUGAUGAAUGAAAUAUUAUUAUUUAAU
This is a messenger RNA of Chelonus insularis, 6286 nucleotides long. Its product is annotated as SUN domain-containing ossification factor. Bases 614 to 4861 code for a protein of 1415 amino acids. The record is from RefSeq and is a predicted model, not a curated record. Gene Ontology annotation, biological process: protein folding in endoplasmic reticulum. NCBI's taxonomy places the organism in Eukaryota, Metazoa, Arthropoda, Insecta, Hymenoptera, Braconidae. The transcript is spliced from 4 exons. Gene Ontology annotation, cellular component: cytoplasm; membrane.